Molecule: messenger RNA, 2152 nt
Organism: Myotis myotis
Lineage: Eukaryota; Metazoa; Chordata; Mammalia; Chiroptera; Vespertilionidae
Product: TRIO and F-actin-binding protein-like
Exons: 14
Coding region: 4-1911 (635 amino acids)
Biological process (GO): positive regulation of substrate adhesion-dependent cell spreading; actin filament organization
Cellular component (GO): actin cytoskeleton
Molecular function (GO): actin filament binding
Source: RefSeq, a predicted model, not a curated record
UUUAUGGGCGGAUGGACGGGGCCGGAGCCGCGCGGGCGAAGGGAAGGGCCGGAGGAGCGGCUCCGGGCGGCCGAGAGGGGCGGCGGCAGCGGGAUUCCCGCGCCGCGGAGCCCGGCCUGCGCGCCCCGUACACCUUCCUGCCUCCUGCCCCCGCCGCCCCCGGCCGCCGCCAUGACGCCCGAUCUGCUCAACUUCAAGAAGGGAUGGAUGUCGAUCUUGGACGAGCCUGGAGAGUGGAAGAAGCAUUGGUUUGUGCUGACUGAUUCCAGCCUCAAGUACUACAGGGACUCCACCGCCGAGGAGGCAGAUGAGCUGGAUGGCGAGAUUGACCUGCGUUCCUGCACUGACGUCACCGAGUAUGCAGUACAGCGCAACUACGGCUUCCAGAUUCACACCAAGGAUUCUGUCUAUACCUUGUCGGCCAUGACCUCGGGCAUCCGGAGGAACUGGAUCGAGGCUCUGAGGAAGACUGUGCGUCCCAUCUCAGCCCCAGAUGUCACCAAGCUCUCGGACUGCAAUAAGGAGAACACACUGCACAGCUACAGCGCCCAGAAGGGCUCCCUGAAGGUGGGGGAGCAGCGUGCGGGCUCCGAGGUCAUCAGUCGGGGCAGCCCUCGGAAGGCAGAUGGACAGCGGCCAUCCCUGGACUACGUGGAGCUCUCCCCACUGUCUCAGGGCUCCGCACAGCGGGCCCGCACCCCAGCUCGCACUCUUGACCGCCUAGCCAAGGAGGAGGAGUUGGAACGGGACCUGGCCCAUCGCUCUGAGGAGCGACGCAAAUGGUUUGAGGCCGUGGACAGCAGAGCCACAGAGACACCUGCUGGCGAGGGGCCACGCCGGGGCCUGGGUGCCCCCCUGACCGAGGACCAGCAGAGUCGGCUCAGCGAGGAGAUCGAGAAGAAGUGGCAGGAGCUGGAGAAACUGCCUCUGCGGGAGAACAAGCGGGUGCCUCUCACCGCUCUGCUCAACCAAAGCCGCGGGGAGCGCCGGGGGCCCCCUAGUGACAGCCAUGAGGCACUGGAGAAGGAGGUCCUGUCUCUUCGUGCCCAGCUGGAGGCAUGGCGUCUUCAGGGGGAGGCUCCUCAGGGUGCACCCAGGUCCCAGGAGGAUGGUCACAUCCCCCCAGGCUACAUCUCACAGGAGGCCUGGGAGCGCAGCCUGGCCGAGAUGGAGUCCUCCCACCAGCAGGUGAUGGAAGAGCUGCAGCGGCACCACGAGCGGGAGCUGCAGAGGCUGCAGCAGGAGAAGGAGUGGCUCCUGGCUGAGGAGACAGCCGCCACGGCCUCAGCCAUCGAAGCCAUGAAGAAGGCCUACCAGGAGGAGCUGAGCCGGGAGCUGAACAAGACACGGAGCCUCCAGCAGGGCCCAGACGGCCUCCGGAAGCAGCACCAGUCAGACAUGGAGGCGCUGAAGCGGGAGCUGCAGGUGCUGUCGGAGCAGUACUCUCAGAAGUGCCUGGAGAUCGGCACCCUGACGCAGCAGGCCGAGGAGCGCGAGCACACGCUGCGCUGCUGCCAGCAGGAGGGCCAGGAGCUGCUGCGCCACAACCAGGAGCUGCAUGCCCGCCUGUCUGAGGAGAUUGACCGGCUGCGCGGCUUCAUUGCCUCACAGGGCACUGGCAGCGGCUGUGGGCGCAAUGAGCGCAGCUCCUGUGAGCUGGAGGUGCUGCUGCGAGUGAAGGAGAACGAACUUCAGUACCUGAAGAAGGAGGUGCAGUGCCUCCGGGAUGAGCUCCAGAUGAUGCAGAAGGACAAGCGCUUCACCUCAGGAAAGUACCAGGACGUGUACGUGGAGCUGAACCACAUCAAGACGCGGUCGGAGCGGGAGAUCGAGCAGCUAAAGGAGCACCUGCGCCUCGCCAUGGCCGCCCUGCAGGAGAAGGAGGCGCCGCGCAACAGCGUGGCCGAGUAGAGGUCCUGUGGUUCGGCCCAGCUGCAGACUCCCAGCCCAAGGGGACCAGUUGCCCUCCUUCCCUGCUGGAUGGAAGUCAGAAGCCAAGCUUUCUCCCCACCCUCUGUGGGCUACACGUGCACUCACAACUAUCACACACAGGCACGCACACACACUGCACAGGCAUACACACCGCACAGGUACACUUACACUGCACAGGGACACACACACACCUCACAGGCACACACACCGCACAGGCACA